This is a messenger RNA of Symbiodinium natans, 675 nucleotides long. The record is from the annotation of a GenBank genome assembly. NCBI's taxonomy places the organism in Eukaryota, Dinophyceae, Suessiales, Symbiodiniaceae.
AUGGUUGGGCUCGACGACAAGGCCGCAGAGUCCUUGACAAGGGCUUUUGUGCUUCAGGUGAAGGGCAGAGUCAGCAACAUCGGCCGAGCUUUGGUCCUGGAGAUCAUGGGCUUCGUUUCCGCUCAGCUGACGGAGCAAACGGAAAGCAUCGUCGAUGCUUUGGUGGUCGAACCCAUGGACGUGCUUCGCCAGGGCUUCGCAACGGGAUCUGCCACAACCGUGAUUAUCGCCAAGGAGGAGUUUGCCAAGGCCAAAGGCGAGAGCUCAAAGAAGGGGACUUCGGGCCCUUCGGGCCCUUCGGGCUUGGGAGAGCUCAAGGAUGCCGCCCUCAAGGCCGUGGCCCCCACCAUGGAGAAGAGCAAGGUCUGGGUCAAGAAUGUCAGCGGCGCAGUGAAAGUCGAGCUGAAGAAGUUUCCGACUGUCCUGAAAACCCAAAUGAAGAACCUUACCACGGAGACAAAGGGCUUCUUGCGAGGAAAGCUCUACGAGAGCUUCAAGACACAAAUGGUUCAACUGGCCUGUGACGCGCAAUCCUUCUUGGUGGAGCGCCUUGCAGAAUGGACCGCCAGGCAAAUCUCCAGCCUCCUCACAUCCGUCAAUGAUGGGUCGAAUGGCCUCGGAACAAUCGUGUCAGGCUGGGGGCGCAGCGUGGCGCAGCAUCUGGCAAUCUCGUAG